CCCUCAACUCACCCAGUGUACCCAGUUGCUAUGGUAACAGAGGACACUGAUUUCCAUGGUAACCACCCUAGAGACCACACCCACCAGACGCUGGGCAGGGAGGUCGAUAGUAGGCCACACCCUCCCUCAGUCUAGUGAGUGAGUCCCUCAAUUCCCUCUCUAUUAGAGCCUGUAGCAAGGUAUGAUGUGUGUCUGAUCUGCUGUGGGGGGAAGGGGUGUCUCACGUGAUCUCUGAGCGCGGAAUGUCCCGUGACCACACGCCAGAGACUGCGGUUAGAGCUGCUCGCGUCAGAGACG
Molecule: messenger RNA, 297 nt
Organism: Geodia barretti
Lineage: Eukaryota; Metazoa; Porifera; Demospongiae; Tetractinellida; Geodiidae
Source: the annotation of a GenBank genome assembly